Aspergillus fischeri NRRL 181 is the source of this 795-nucleotide messenger RNA. RefSeq lists its product as uncharacterized. NCBI's taxonomy places the organism in Eukaryota, Fungi, Ascomycota, Eurotiomycetes, Eurotiales, Aspergillaceae. The transcript has a single exon. Bases 1 to 795 code for a protein of 264 amino acids. The record is from RefSeq and is a predicted model, not a curated record.
AUGGACCUCAACUCGCUAUCAGCAUGGAGCAUCCUGCUCACACAAUGGCUUCUCGUCCAGCUCCUGACAGGAUGGACAAUCGCCUUCACACAGCCAUACUCCAAACUUAGACCGGCUGUCACUGUACUUGUCAUCGCACUCGCCUACUCCUUCCAGACUCAAGUCCGCCAGACCUUCGCCGAGACUCGCGCGCGAGGACCCCUAGCCGCCAUGUGCUGGGUCAAUGUGCUCAACGCGAUCGACCUGUUAAUGUUGAGCCGGGUCUCGUUCGACGAGCAGAUCGCAUGGAAGACGAAACUCAGUCAAAGCAAGACUGCAGACAGUAGCUACUCGAGAAGACUCGUCUGGUCCAUCGAAAUGGCCUUCAACUACCGUCGCGUCAACACCCCGUGGCAGAUCCGCGCUGUCUCCGCGUUCGACAAGUACAACCCGGGCUUCGUCCCGGACAAGGUGGAGUUCCUGCGUCAGUGUGCGCUCAGAGUAUGCGGGUCGCUGCUUGUGCUGCAUUUCUGCACUAUCGAUGCGGGGGAUGCUCUUCUUGCGGGAAUGGUUUCCGAGAUCUCAGACUCCAAGAAGGUGUUACUCCCUACGUGGGAGGAAUGGACUGCGCGCCGCGCGAUCGUCCAGAUGCUAUUCACCGUUUCUUUUGGGCUCAUCACGCGAGCGGCUAUACUGGGAACGUAUAGCCUCCUCGCGAUGUUCUGCGUCGCGGUGGGCGCGUACGAGCCCGUCGACUGGCCGCCGGUUUUCGGCAACUUGGGCGAUAUGUACUCGUUGACGCGGGUCUGGGGGUGA